CUCGAAGAAGCCCUGGCGCGCCCUCCCCCCCUCCCGGGUCUGGUAGGGCGAAGGAACGGGCGUGCGGUCGAUCGAGCGAUCGGUUGGCGGCUCUUUCUCCUGCUCUGGCAUCCAGCUCUUGGGGCGCAGGCCCGGCCGCCGCGGCGCGCGCCCGGUGGCCGUUGGCGCUCGCGCCGCGUCUUUCUUCUCGUACGCAGAACUCGGGCGGCGGCCUAUGCGUUUGCGAUUCGACGAGGAGUCGUCCGGGUGGUCGGCGGCGGCGGGCAGCUGCUCCGCCCCGCUCCGGGGGAGGCGGCGGCGGCAGCGGCCGCGGGAUUUGGAGCGGCCGGGGAGGCGGGGGUGGCCGGGGCCGGCUUGGAGGCCUGGCGCCACCCUUCGGGGCCUGCAAGGACCCAGUUGGGGGGGCAGGAGGGGGCCGGAGGAUGGUUGGUUGUGGGAUUUCUACUUUGCCUUUUCCUCCUUAUGCCGCCUUAGUGAGGGGCGGGAGCUCUGGCGGCAGCCCCGGGGUGGGGAGACGAGCUCCGGAGUCGGAAGAGCUGGGUUUUCUUCCGGGCCUAGCCACCAGUUGGCGGAGUGACCUUAGGCGAGUCACUCUGUAAUUUGUCUGCGCCUCAGUUUCCUCCUCUGCCUAUCAAUGUGUGUGGGGUUGAAAUCGCUUUGUAAACUAUAAAGCGUGGGUGUACGUAAAGGAUGGUUAUUGUUUGUAAUUUUUUUUGAGUUGUAAGAAAACUUAGCAGUUCCCCAGUUCUUGGGUUUUGAACCUGGGAACCUUGGAUUGGAGUUGGGGAUCCCCAAACUUCCUGAAAUUGUGGGAAUGUGCGGUUUGGGGGAAUGAUGGGAAUUUGUGGGAAUGUGCGUUUUAGGGGAAUGAUGAUCCAUCGCUAGCAAGUUUUCCAAGGGGGCUGUGACCCAGAAGAGUUAAGAAUCACAAUUUCUUCAUGCUACAGAGAGGAAACUGAGGCCUAGAUGUCAUUUGGGACCCUUCACAACCAUUUUGAAGCCCUGUUUGAGUCCCUGGGAUAUGUGAGCUGUUUCUAUGCAUAAUGGAUAUUCGGGGUUAACAACAGUCCCCUGCUUGGCUUCUAUUCUGAAUCCUUUUCUUUCACCAUGGGGUGCCUGAAGGGUGGCUGAUGCAUAUGGUACAAUGGCACCCAGUGUAAAGCAGCUACAAUUAGGAGUGGAUGUGUUCUGUAGCAUCCUAUUUAAAUAAGCCUAUUUUAUCCUUUGGCCCGGCAACUCUGUUUUCUGCUGCUUGUACCGGUGCCUGUACUUUUCUGACUCUCAUUGACCAUAUUCCACGACCAUGGUUGUCAUCCAUUACUUGAUCCUACUUUACAUGUCUAGUCUGUGUGGUUGGUGGUGAAUAGGCUUCUUUUUACAUGGUGCUGCCAGCCCAGCUAAUUAAUGGUGCACGUGGACUUUUAGCAAGCGGGCUCACUGGAAGAGACUGAACCUGGCAUGGAAUUCCUGAAGAUGUUUGGGGUUUUUUUCUUUCUUAAUCGAAAGUUAACAUUGUCUGAAAAGUUUUGUUAGAACUACUGCGGAACCUCAAAAUCAGUAGAUUUGGAAGUGAUUCAAAGCUUAACUUUUUCCUUGGCCCUCCUUGUGUUCUAAUUGCUUGCAAGUGUAAUACUAGGAUGUCCAAGAUGCCAGUUUUUGCUUCUUUGUUAGUUGUCAGCUGCUUUUAUCAAAUUUCAGGCCAUUAUCCAACAAACACUAUAAAAAUGUUUGAACAAUUGGAUUUCAAACAUUUUCGUUUUGUGGAGUGGUGCUCACCAAGUGGUACAGCCCUAAGCAAGUGAACACAAACACAUUUAAGUGUAUUUUGUCUGAUUAGAUGUUAGCCAGUUAUGCUAUUUCAUUCAAAUGUCUGAAAAAAUCAAUUGACUAUUCCCUUUUCCUAAAGGGCAGAGACAGAUAAUCUCACUUCCAGAGAAAUGACUUGGAGAAAAAAAAGUGUUGGUCUUUUUGCUCUUUUGUAAUUAAAUCCGGAUGUACCUCAAAAGACUUAAGACUGUGGUGAUAAGAUGCUUUCCUCAGCAGAAAGGAGGGAAAAAAAACAACUGGAACUCAAAGCUUGAAAUUCUGUGGCAAAACAUGAGAUGUCCAGGAUUGGAGGUUGAAAAGAUUUCACUACAGUGUUCUGCAAUAGUUGGAGCGGAUAACUUUCAGUGUAGCCACAGCCAUGGACUCCAGAUUUCCAGAUUUUCAAGAACUGGACCUGGAACCCGAAAGAGCUUGUCAGGAUGCGGCAGGAACACUGGAGGUAGAUUUUUUUUUAUUUUUGAAUUUUGGGACUGUUGACCUUGCUGUGAGAAAAGAGACAACGACUGAGCAAGCACUACCACCAGCACUGUUACUGGGAAUUAGAAGACCUGAGUUUCUGUCCAGACCCUCAGUGCAAACUGAGGAUGCUCCAUCCAAAGUGAAUUAUGGUACUUGCCAUUUUCCAAAAUGCCUUAUCCUUUACCAUCUCUGCACUUUUGUUCAUACUCUCAUUCUACUUUGGAACUGCUCCUCUCUGGCUUUUCAUCUGUCAAAACUGCCAUUUUCUCAGUAUCCAACUCUUAUGCCCUCUUUUCCAUGAGUCUCCUAACUAGCCAGAAUACAGCUUUAAAGUUUUAUGACAUUUCGUUGUGUAUUCUCUAUCUGUAUACAAAAUCCUGUAAGAUAGUUACUUGCCUGCAUUUACUGUCUUUGCAGAUAGCAGACUCCUUGAAAGCAGGGUGCUUGUUUAGUGCAUCUUUGCCCACAUACACCACAACAUAUCAAGAUGCAUUUAUUAGGAAGGAGGAGUUUAGAGAGCAGGCUAUCAGAAUAACCACUCAUUAAGUGUUUUCUUAAUUGCUAUGUGAUAACUAAAAUUACUCUUAAUGAGGAGAAAAGUCGCUAGAUAUGGGUCAUGUUUCUUUAUGUUUUAAUGUUUUUUAAUUCUAAAUUUUGAUCUAGGGAGCCCUCAAACAUAAGGAGAAACCAAUAUGUUGAAUGGGGUAUUACAUACAGAAGGACCAAGACCUUAUUUUCUCCUACUUAAGAUGGAAUCUUGUUAAGAUGAAAGGACAGCUUUUUAAAAGGAGAAGGUCAUAAGACAAUUUGAGGAAGGCAUUGGAAGAGGAAGAGGGGCAAUGUCUCCUUUGUUUUAUUGUUGGUAUAUAAACUUAAAAUCUCAGUUCUUUUUAUGGCACUUGUGGAGCCACUUCCUCUCCCCACCAAAAAAUGCCCAGUACCCUGAAUCCGAUCAAAUUACUCUCCUAAAGUAUAAGGCUUAGUUUCUGUUUGCUGCUUUGCUGAGACAGUUCCCACAAAUCAAGAGUGUUAAUCAGACUUUUGUGUUUUCUUUUUUGGAUUGCUGUUGUUUGUUUUCAUUUAUCAUUUGUCUUUGCCUAAGCCAGGCUCAUCAAGAAUUAACAGCCAUCAGGCUGCUGAUGUGCUGACAGCAGACCCACUUAGAGUCCUGUGUUUGUAAUUCCAUGCAUUUGUUAUCUUACCUGUUUUGUCCCUGCCCCUUCUAGUCCUGUGCCUCCUGAUUGCUGAGUGUUCACCUGGACCUUCUGACUACCUUCCCUGUGCUAUUCCAUCAGCCUACAGACCUGGUACCUGGAUUUUUGCCCGAGAUGAUUCCUACCACCUUACUACUGAAGAAGACACCCAUUCCAGUGGACCACUGUGACCCAGGAGGCAUUCAGCCAUCAUGAUGUGGCCUUUACCUCCACUCCUGUCUUGUUCUACCCAGAUUCAGCACAGCCCUUUAUAGUGAAGUCAGAGUCCUCAAGCCAAAUAGCUAAAGCUGUUUUAUCACAACAAAGGCCUAGUUUGUUCCAUGAGUGUGCAUUUCAUUUCUUCAGUUAAAGCCUUCAGAGACACACAAUAAAUUUGGACCAGGGGAUUUUUUAGUUAUUAAUGCUCUCUGAAGAAAGGCAACAUCUUUUUGAGAGCAGCAUUGGACCACACCCCACAAUCUCAAAUGAUUGAAAUUCAUGAACAUCUAGGAUCCCGUGAAGGUCACUGGACCCUGUUUUUUCUACUUCAAAUCCUGUAGUAGCCUACUGAAUGAGAAAACAUAUUCUGACCCAUUGGGAUCAAAUCAAAGGCACAGUGAACUCCUCAUAGCAUCUUCUUUGGAAUUACUCAGGAACCAGAACUUUUUACACAAAUGUAAGAAAUUCUACCAAGGAGUCCCCUUACCUAACAGCAUCUCACAAGGCUGCACCAGAUUCCAGAAAAGGCUUCUCUUGAUACAUCAAGGUAGAACCUCUAUGCAUUUUGUGACCGACUUAUUAUUAGAUCAUUGGUUUUCCAAAGGCUUUGUGGCCAUGAAGCCCUUUGAGUGAAAACUGUGCAGAAGCCCAGAGUAAAAGUGAAGCUGCUCUGGAUGAAGUAGUGAAGCAAGAGUAGGGGCCUGAAUCCUGCUACAACUAUCUUCCUUUACCACCGUGGUGACACCUAAGGGGACUUCCUUACAACACCUUGAACUCUUCCGAACACAGUUUGAAAACCACUGCCUCAGACAGCAAUAUGUUUGACCUGAAUGGCAUUCCAAUCUUUUCUGUACCUCCACUCAGCACAGUUCAUGUUCAGUAGAUGCUGAACAUUCUUAGAAAUACCGUGUGUGAACUUAGAAAAGUGCAAGAAGACAGGCAUGUCUUUGACCCCAGGAAUGAUCAUGGGCUGAAGAUGGUGUCAAGUGAACCUAGAUUAACAGCCCUCCACUCCAGAUGGAUAUCCAGUGAUUCCUAGAAUGGGAUAUAGCCAGAGAACAAUUCUAUGCACCCUACACUGACAGACUCCCUUAAGCAACACCAGAUGCUCUACUGGUACUUGAAGUACAUGACUUUGAAGUCUUGACCCUCCAUGAAUACCUGAAUUACCAGCAAGCAGGUUUUGAAGCUGGUGCCUCAUUGAGGCCAUAUUAGAGCAACUUGUACAUUUGACCUCUUGUUAUCAGCCAUGGUACUCUACUUCGUGUGCAAGAGAUAACUAUGAAAGCCGAAUUCAAAUACUGGCAACAUUUCCUAAAGGGGCUCAAUAUCUAUCAUUCAUCUUCUUUUCCAAACUACACAUCACUGUAUGACUCAACCAGUAGCAGUUAUAUUGCCCCUUGGUUUUUAUUCAGUUUAACUACUGUUUCCAAUAUAAAUGAGCUAAUAACCUUUAAAAAAAAAAAAAUGCUGAAUUCUUUUUUCUUCAUCACUGGCAUAUCUGCCUAUUCUCCAGAAUUAUUAUGACUAUUCAGCUCACUUUAACAGUUGAACUUCAAGAGACAAUCUUUGAACACACCUUCUCAUGUGAUUUAAAAUGAAACCAUUUGGAAAAGUUUCUUCUAGCCAGUAAUAGAUUUUUUUUUUAAUUGCUCUGCCUUGUGCCGAGAGAUGUUCUUUUAAGAUGAAUCUUUUGAUGUCUGAUACCACCAAAUAUAGGUGGUAGGGAGAGUUGGAGGCUGGCCCUUUGAGCAGGCCAUUAGCUUACUUGCUGGGCAUUUCCGAUAGCUUAUUGCCUACCUUUUUGCUGGAAACAAACUGAUUUGAAAAACAAAAUCUAUGAAGACUGCAGCUAAGGAUUUUAUGGGUAGACUUAAGAGCUUUUGUCCUUGUGGAUAUUUUAGUGGAACCACAUCAGUCUCAAUACUGUCAUUUUACACUGACUCAGAGCAGCUGACUUCAUUCCUUGCCAUGAUAUAUAUUUAAGGCAGGCAUUGUAACAGACAUAAAGACAACUUACCUGUUUCAGCAGGAAGGAUUCAGUUUAUGAACUCUCAGACCAGAUCAUGUUGAACAAGGAGACUUUGAUGUGUUGUCAUGAGGAAACUCAUUCUUUACUUCCCAGUCAAUUUAAAGGCCAGCUAUCCUGAGCUACUCGAAUGAAUGCACUGGUUAAACGUUGGAAAUAGUUUGUUUAUAUCCUUGUCUCUCUCUAGGCCAAUUGUGAUUACAUGACUCGACUCUACAUCUCGUCAAACAAGGCCUAGGUCUGGUUGCUGUAGACUGCUCGCCCUCAACAAAUAAAAUCUGGUUGACUAGCCUCCUUGUAUAUACAACUAUUAUUUGUUAAGAAGAAAUUAUCAUCAAUUUUCUACUACCUUCAAAUUGUCAGCUCUUUUUUUCCUCUCUGGUUUUUCCUAUACUUUACAGAAAAAACAUUGAUCUAUACUGCCAUUCCCUCUAAUCCUGCCAUACUCAGUCAAAAGGAAUGACUUAAGAUGAAGAUGAUCAUCUGCUCGAGUCUAAAAUAUACAUUGUAUAUAAGAAUUGGUGAUUAGAAAAGCAAAAAACCUAAAACUUAAAUCUAGGAGUCUGUAUACUGUCUCCAUGUCUCCAUGCCUCAGAUCUCAUCUAAAUAUUUGAACAGCACCAUUCAACCAGUCUGAGGCCUUGACUUGCUUGUAAGAUGAUUCUCAGAGAUCGGCUGAGUUAAAAAAGAUGACGACUUGAUUACCAAAGAAAGUAGGGCCAACUUUGACAAAUCUGGCUCUGCUGACCCUGUCACUCCCAGAUGUAGCAUAGACUCCUAAACAGAACCUCAAGUCUGAUUGAGGGUAAGGCCUUCUCCUGAGCUGAAAGUUCUUUGGCAGAUGAGCAAGAAACUGAAAGCUGAUGUACCUGACUGGCUCUGUAAGAUCAGAAAACUGUAUCCAGAAUAAGCCCUAUGGAUUAACCCCUGAGUACCCAGAGUAAAAACUAAUUUACAGAACUUCCUUAUUGAUCUGCUGGUUCUUCCAGAUCAUAUUCUGGCUAUUGGUAUGGCUGGCCUUUCUGAAGGUACCCUGCUUGUCUAUUUUCCUGACUCAGCUCUUGCCUGCCUUUUUCACAUGUUGCUGCAAUUAGACUCACCAUGAGAAGACUACAGUCAAUUUCAGUCUAUCUUGUGCCCAAUACAACAAGGAUUUUUAAUAGAAACAACCCACACCUCACCCACUAGGACUCAAUGUUCACAACAGGAAGGACCAUUGCUGCAUACUCCUUGACCAGCAACUUUUUUAAAGAUAUUUUUAAGUGCAGAGUAGGCCUCUAUUCCUGUAUGUAAUUGUUCAUUUUCAGCACCUGGAACCUCAUCUAUCGGGUCUGGAAGGAAUACAGCAGUUCGAAAGCCACGUCCAUUUCUCUCCUUCAGUAGUGCAGAAAUGAGUCCGAUUCACCAGUACACACAGAACUGUACCAGUUCAACCUAGCAAAAGAAGAAAAGUUUCCACUGUACUUAAAAUUUACAGCUGACUCAAAUUGCCUCACAGAAUUAUUUGAUGUAGAAGGCUAGUUGUCUUACUUCAGAUCAGCAGGACAGUUGGGCUCUCAGACUCAUGACUACUGAGUUUGCUUGUAUUGAAACUGUGGUUUCAUCCAACAUAUGCUAUUGGACAUGAUUAUUAUUCCGUUCAAAUGGAUUACAGACUUCUUGAGGACAGGACAAACAUCUCUCAUGGUGUUUUUUAAGAAUACUUUUAUAACCAAGGAAGAAACCAUGCCAGCUGUUACCAUUCAACUUCUUAAGCAGAGAUUAAGCUUUUUCAUAUCUGUUCUUAUCCUGGACAUCAGUAGUUUUUAAUUGCCCAGCAUCCAUUCCAUCUUGUUGUUAACAACUCCCUGAUGUUUCUUAAAACCACCUCUUCCUAUUUUCAGUCUGUGGUUUGGACAGUCUGACCCAACCUUGAGCUUUGUGGGUGAACAUGUAAUUCAGACCUCAUCAAUCAGCAAAUCCAUCUGAACUGUGGAGGAGAAGCUCUCUUUACUGAGGGUGCUUUAGCUUUGUAGGAUAAAAACCUCAAACCAACAGGGCCUACCAUGUAGAGAAUGAAGCCAGUGCAGGGGAAAGCAGAGCCAAAAUAUGGAGAGACUUGAAUCCUGAUGACAGCGUUUGUGCCCCUGGAUCCAACCGUGCCUGAAGCUAGAAUAUCCCCUGGACUUUUCAGUUAUGUGAACCAAUAAAUACCCUUUUUUGCUUAAGUUA
Messenger RNA from Gorilla gorilla gorilla (western lowland gorilla), 7938 nucleotides. RefSeq names its product taurine up-regulated 1 (gene TUG1). The record is from RefSeq and is a predicted model, not a curated record. The transcript has 2 exons. The annotation marks the transcript as partial. Lineage: Eukaryota; Metazoa; Chordata; Mammalia; Primates; Hominidae.